Molecule: messenger RNA, 4026 nt
Organism: Anguilla anguilla (European eel)
Lineage: Eukaryota; Metazoa; Chordata; Actinopteri; Anguilliformes; Anguillidae
Product: eukaryotic translation initiation factor 5A-1-like
Exons: 6
Coding region: 371-841 (156 amino acids)
Biological process (GO): positive regulation of translational elongation; positive regulation of translational termination
Molecular function (GO): ribosome binding; RNA binding; translation elongation factor activity
Source: RefSeq, a predicted model, not a curated record
CGCAGUUGGGAGGCCAUCAGUUUGGUAUUUUUCAUCCUGCUUCUGAUUCUAUGGUUGACUGGGGGAGUACGAGUGUUGACCGAGGGUGUGCUUGAGUGACUCCCAGUCUGUGUGAGUUUUGGGUCCAUGCUGUCAGGCUUGUUGCGACCGCAGCGUGAGUGUUAAAAUAAAGGAUAAACAGAGAGAUACGGAGAAAGGAGAGAAAAGAGAUAGGAGGCGGCUAGAAAAAGACGGGCCAAGAGGGCAGAAGAAGGCACCACGGCAGACGGGAGACAGUCGGAGACGGGAAGAAAAAUAAACACCAGUGGGAGUAGAAAAAGAUAGCCAAGAAACGCAUUAAUAUUGGAAAGGAUUGUCGACCGGUGCUGUCAUGGCAGACGCAGCAGAUUUGGACUUCCAGACAGGUGAUGCAGGGGCAUCUGCCACCUACCCCAUGCAGUGCUCUGCCCUGCGCAAGAACGGAUACGUCAUCCUGAAGGGCCGGCCCUGCAAGAUCAUGGAAAUGUCCACCUCUAAGACCGGCAAGCAUGGUCAUGCUAAGGUCCACAUGGUUGGAAUAGACAUCUUUAGUGGGAAGAAGUAUGAGGAUAUCUGUCCCUCCACUCACAACAUGGAUGUCCCCAAUAUCAAACGGGUGGACUACCAGCUGAUAAACAUCCAGGACGGGUACCUGUCCCUGCUCCAGGACAGCGGGGAGGUGAGGGAGGACCUAAAGAUACCCGAGGGAGAUCUGGGCAAGGAGAUCAACAGCAGGUUUGAGGAUGGAGAGGACAUGAUGAUCACUGUUCUGUCUGCAAUGAACGAGGAGUGUGCGGUGGCCAUCAAAGCUGGUUCUAAGUAAAACGCUACAGUAGCGAGGUGCUCUGGCACAACCGCCUGUUCCCCUGACCCACCUCCUGACCAGGAGAACAGCCUGGCCUGUCCUGCUGGUCUGUGUGAAGUAAAGCAGGAGAAAGUGCAGAUGUCCCACCCCUAGUUUAGACAUCCUUCCUGAGAAAGCAGUGUGCACGGAAAACAUGAUCGUUGUCAUGGUGACAAUGGCCAGGUGCUGACCAGCAAAGAGUGCCAUUUGCACGGCUGCAGAUACAGAGGUUUAGAUUUAUCUAAACCUCUGACGGGAGGGGCAUUGUAGAUGAAUUUUCAUUCUGAAAGACAAAAUCACACUACAGUGCUGAUGGUGAUGUCAUGGAAAGUGUGUAAGUGUUGUGUGGAAGUGAGAUCACACAAAUGGGUAAGAAGGGACAAUUUUUCCACUCCACUGUGAUAACAUUCUGUCUACAUAGAAUUACUUCACAGCACUGCCCCCGCUGGUCAUACUGUGCACUGCAUCACUGUUGCACUCAUUGUAAGUCGGUUUGGAUAAGAAAAUCAGAUAAAUGCCUAAAAUGUAAAUGUUGCAGUUCAGUGCAUUUGUGUUGCAAGUGGCCCAAACACUUUCUACGUCCUGUUUAUAGACCGGUUUGCACACAAGCAGUAUGUGGAUAGACAUAUUCUUAAAGUCCAUGUGGCUAUUAUCACACUUACAGUAAAGUGUCAUCGUUGCCUUUUAUUUGUUAUUUUUACCAUUCGUGGUAAAUUAUCAAUUUAGGACAUCUUAGUACUGACAAACAAAACUAUACUGAAACAAAUCAAUGAAGGAAAAAAAUAGUCAGUUUUGACUUGAUUGUAUUUAUUUCACAGCUCUAAUUUGUUUUGUGAAAACCCAGAUACUGACAUUGAACAUAAUUGUAUGUUUUGAUACAUAUUAUUACAUCGGUUUUUGGUUAUUUCUCAGUGGUUAGAACAUUAGGCCAGGGUAUUUGGACCCCAGGUCACUAGUUAAGUCAUGCUAGUGUACAGUAUUCUCAAAUGUAAUGUAUUAAAUGCUUGUCUGCACUGAUGUCUGGGUGUGUUUACUGUUGCGUAAAGACUUUUGGAUUAUGUUUUUUCCCAGUUGAUCUGGAAAUUCAGUUUGCUGACUCAACCUCUUUCGCUCUUCCCUUUCUGUCUCGUCCUUUUUGGUCUUCUGCUCUUCUCAUCUUCCAGGGGUUGGCGAGAUGCAUUGGACCCAAAAAAAAGAGAGAAUAAGACCUCAGCAUUGCUAUUCUCCCGCUCUUUCUUUCUUAAUCUCUCUUUUUCACUUUCAUUUCUUUCUAGCACCUCUGGGUGAAAUUAGAAUAAAUGUAAUGCAUAAUUGGUAAUGGUAUACAGACAAGACGUAUAUGUAUAUAUGGUAGCUAUGGUUUAAAUAUAUAUAUAUAUACACAUAUACACACUACAGAUAGAGGCAGGAAGGAGGGAUCUGUAUUUUCUCACACUAAACCUGCCCCUGGGGCUGGGGAGGAGACCUCCUGUGAAUGCAAAAUGGCUUUCCUGUACCGAUUUUUAAGGGCUUCUACAUGUGACACUUGUCUUUGUUCUCUUCAGAUCUAUAACCAUUGCAAAUAAGUUCUGCAUUUUCUGUCUUCAAACCCAUCUCUCUGUGUCACCCUAACCUGGCGAUUAAAAUCAUUUUUAUUGCCAGGGUCACAAAAAAUGAGCGUUCCAGUAACUGAGCUAAACAUUUGGCUAAUUCUUUUGUCAAGUUUUCGAUCCUUCUGGAAGUUUCGGUUUUUUGGUUCCCAAAAAAGUCUGCAGAAAGGUUAAAGCAUGGCAAUUAAUUCAAGUUUGCCCCAACCCACCGUUGUAGUACCUGAACUUUGCAGUGCUCUUCACUGCUCACUGCCUACAUUAUCUGCUUUGCGACACCUCUUAUCAGUUAAAGCAAACAUUGCUUAUAGCUUCAGUUAUGGAGAGGACCUUGUGGGUCACCCUCCCCAUACAAUUUGGGUACUCUGUUCAGCCCCUAAUUGGGUACCGACAAUACUUAAGUGAUUAUCUGAUCUCACUAUAGCAGGUGUAAAUAUUCCCUAAAAGUCUCUACAAUUCCCCAAAUUAAGUUCUACUCCGAGCCUGGACAGCACUGGUGGUAUACAGAUGCCGCUGUGAACUCACAAAAACACCUGAAGUUUGGAUCACGGGACUAAGGACAGCUCAGAAUUACAGACUUGUUUUUGCUUUUACUUUUACUUGUUUCUUUGGUUCUUCAAUAUCCUCUGUUGUAAUUUGGUCAAACUUUUUCACUAAAGUUUGUCCUAGUGGAUUCUUAAACCCUGGCAGAAUUUAAAUGUUUACUGUUCACCCACUACUUCAAUUGUAAAAAUCACAAAACUAGUUCCUUUUAAUGGAGAGUUGGAGAACAUUGCAUUUUCCUUUUUUUCAGUCCAUCAGGGUGAAAGAGCAUCAAAGGAAAAUCCUUAUGUAAUUCCGUGAGACGAAAAAAGAAUUAUGCAUUCAGUGUGUAGUUGAAUCAAAGAUAAUGUUGAGAUCAAUGCGGUUUCUUUUUCUUUAAAUUGUUUAAAAGAAAAAAAGCAGUGUUACAGAAACGUUAUGAGAAUGUUGAGUGUCUGCUUGAGUGCUUCCUCUUUUAGUGUACCUGACCAAUGUUUCUGUCUUCACUUCCAUCUGUCCGACUGGCAGACCCUGUGCUAUGCAGUCACGGGUCCCUCGCUCACUCUAACAAGUGUUAUUGCAAACCACUAAACUACUGUUUAUAUAUGGAGGGGUGUCCUGGAUUUUGGGGCGUUUAAAAUAAAAUUUUGACAGCACAGUAACACGUGACAAUCAUUCUGAGAUGAUUCCCCUUCCUUUACUGAUAACUAUAAAACACAAUGGACAAUGCGAUAACCCAGAUUUUAUGCUAGUUUUUGUUUUCCAGAAUUUUAUUUGUGGGUUAUUGCUUUUACCAGGACACACUGCAUAUGCUGAAUAGUGACAAUUAUCCAUAGGGUCCCUGCACCAAAAGAGACUAUAUUAAUUUAUGUAUUAAUAUAAUAUGUAUUCAUUUAUUUAUUCACAGGACGUGCAGAAUGAGGGACACAUUUCAGUGUUGCACUGUUCUGGAGCAUCUCUUUUUUAUUUAUAAACCCCUCAGCUCAGACAUUUACUGCUAAAUAUCUCUGUAUGACAACAUUGGAUUCAAUAAAAGAAACAAUGUGUGUUUCUGUA